This is a messenger RNA of Hypanus sabinus (Atlantic stingray), 1548 nucleotides long. It is a transcript of the gene lyar, whose product is annotated as Ly1 antibody reactive homolog (mouse). Gene Ontology annotation, molecular function: DNA binding. Bases 249 to 1352 code for a protein of 367 amino acids. Gene Ontology annotation, biological process: negative regulation of transcription by RNA polymerase II; rRNA processing. Gene Ontology annotation, cellular component: nucleolus. Lineage: Eukaryota; Metazoa; Chordata; Chondrichthyes; Myliobatiformes; Dasyatidae. The record is from RefSeq and is a predicted model, not a curated record. The transcript is spliced from 10 exons.
CCCGGAACCUCGGGCCGGGAAGGGUGGACGGGAGGGAAGGAGCGGAGCGUCGUACCCUUUUCCGGUGCCGCACGUGGAAAGCGCUCGGGUUCGGCGGCGUACUGACUGCUAGUGAUGGUCUUCGUUGAUGUUUUUGCUGUCUGAUUCGCUGAGUUCCUCCAGCAGUUUGUGUGUGUGGCUGAAAUUUCCAGCAACUGCAGAAUCUCUAGAGUUUGUGUUGUGUGAGAAGAAAGCUGGAAUAAAAUAAAAUGGUCUUCUUUACCUGUAAUGGAUGUGGAGAGUCUUUUAAGAAAGCUCAAGUGGAAAAACAUUUUAAUAUCUGUCGGAGCUGCUCGUAUCUGUCAUGUAUUGACUGUGGCAAGGACUUCCGGGGAAAUGAUUAUAAAUCCCAUACAAAAUGCAUUACAGAAGAUCAGAAGUAUGGUGGGAAAGGUUUUGAAGCUAAGGCCAAAAAAGGAGAUGUGAAGCAGCAGCAGUGGAUACAGAAAAUCCAUGAAGCAAUGAACGACUCAAAAGUUAGUCCAAGGGUGCGUGAAAUUUUAGAACUAAUGAAUUCUUAUGAGAACAUUCCACAAAAAAAAGCCAAAUUUCAGAACUGGAUGAAAAAUAGUUUGAGGGUCAAAAAUGAGACUCUGCAGGAACAAGUGUGGGAGAUUUUUGCUGCUGCUAUUAGUAAAGAUAAGAAUAGUCAGCAACAAAAUCAGAAGCACGUUCAGAAUGGUAAAGGUCCUUCGGAAUCAGUAGAAGCAAACUCAGAUCAGGUCUCUGCAGCAGAAAAUAAUGAGAAGAAGAAAAACAAACGGGAAAGAAAAGAAGAAAGGAAAAGGAAAUCCAAAAAACAAAUGAAACAGCUAACGGAUGAAAAUUGUUUGGAUCAUAACAAAACAAAUCAAUUGGAAAAGAAAGAGAAGAAAAAAUCUAAAAUAAGGCAUGAUGCAAGUGGAAUAGAAGAAAAUGGCACAGAGGUACAAGAUAUGUGGCAGCAGGAUGGUGAAAACAUACAGGGCAAUGUGAAGAGCAGGAAACGAAAGCAUGCCAAAUCAUCCAGUGCAGGUGAACCCAAAUCUAAAGAGAAGAAAGUUGAAAUUACAGAAACUGAAGAAGUGGAAGAAAAUGAGAUAAAGUCAGGAAAAUUCAACUGGAAGAAAACAAUCAAGGUGCUAUUACGAAAAUCUCCAGAGCAAGAAAUUUCAAUUAAAAAGUUAAGAAAAAAGGUUCUGUCCCAGUACUAUGCUGAAAUUGGUGAAAGUAACUACAAAUCUGAAGCAGAACUCCAAGCAACUUUUAUUAAGAAGAUAAACUGUAACCCCAAGUUUAAAGUACUGAAGGAUAAAGUGAAACUUUUAAAUUAAUGUCUGGAAUGGACUGUUUUACAUUAUUUAAUCAAAGAUUUAAUAUGCAAACAAAACAAUGCUAUUAUGCCUCUAAUUGUAAUUAAUAUUUGCUCUUUUCUCACAUAUUGGAUUAAUAAUUUUGAAAUCAAGAGACCACUGGAUAUUCAUUGUGACAUGAAGAUGCUCUACUGUUUAAUAAAAUUAGCUAUUUUUA